AAAGAAAAAAAAAACUCAUCUUUUUCGCUUUUGAUUCUCUUGGUUCCAAAUUUUCUGUAAAAUCUUCUUCAAGAAUCUUUGUUUGUCUUUGAUUCCUUUCUUCAAUUGGAAUCCAUAGACCCAGAAAGAAUCUCGUGAAUUUUUGGAUAAUUUAGUUGUUUUGUAGAAGAACGUUUGGUUUUGGCCCCAAUUUUUGAUUUUUCUCAACAGGGUUCUGUUGAAUUUGAAUCUUUGUUGGGGUUGUGAAUUUUAGGUUUCUGAGUUGUAAAGUUGGUUUCUUUUCGGUUUUUGGAUUUGGGUUUGUUUCAACUCUCUUCUGGGUCUCUGCAAUAGUAUUUUGAUUUUUGCAGGGUUUGUUUGGUUGCUCUGAAAUCUUCAAGGGUUGAAAAGUGAAAAAAGAAACUGAAAAUGACAAUUGGGAAUCUUGCACCUAAGACAGAGAGGAAGAAAUCAAGAAAGAACAAGGCAAUUGUGAAUGAGAAUGCACCCUUGUUGCCAAAAAGUCAAGCCAAUGAGAGUGAUUCCGGGUUCGAUGAUUUUAAUGGAGCUUCGUAUUCUGGCGCUGUUUUCAACUUGGCAACAACAAUUAUCGGUGCCGGAAUCAUGGCUUUGCCCGCGACUGUGAAACAGUUAGGAAUGAUUCCGGGUCUUCUUGGUAUACUGAUGAUGGCUUUUUUGACUGAGAAGUCGAUUGAGCUUUUGAUUAGGUUUACAAGAGCAGGGAAGUCUGUUUCAUAUGCUGGUUUGAUGGGCGAUUCUUUUGGGAAAUAUGGAAAAGCUUUGAUGCAGAUUUCUGUUAUCGUCAACAACGUUGGCACGCUUAUUGUUUACAUGAUUAUAAUUGGUGAUGUGCUAUCUGGAACAUCAUCUUCAAGUGCAGAACAUCACUACGGUAUCCUUGAAGGAUGGUUUGGUGUGCAUUGGUGGACUGGACGUACGUUUAUUGUCCUUCUUACGACGGUUACUAUAUUUGCUCCCCUCGCAUGCUUUAAGCGAAUUGAUUCGUUGAGAUUUACAUCAGCGCUUUCCGUUGCACUUGCGGCUGUUUUUCUUGUCAUUGCCGUGGGAAUUUCUGUUGUCAAGAUAAUAAGUGGAGGCAUUAGCAUGCCGAGACUCUUCCCUAUUGUUACCGACGCAACAUCUAUCGUUGACCUAUUCACCGUGGUUCCCGUGUUUGUAACUGCCUAUAUCUGUCACUACAAUGUUCACAGCAUAGAUAAUGAACUCGAGGACAACUCACAGAUGCAAAGCGUUGUACGUACGGCCCUUGGUCUAUGCUCAUCCGUGUACAUGAUGAUAAGUUUCUUCGGUUUCCUUCUAUUCGGUGAAGGAACCCUUGAUGACGUGCUUGCCAACUUCGAUACCGAUCUCGGAAUUCCUUUCGGUUCUCUGCUCAACGACGCUGUUCGUAUUAGCUACGCCGCACACCUCAUGUUUGUAUUUCCAGUUGUGUUUUUUCCGUUGCGACUCAAUAUAGACGGUCUUCUCUUCCCUUCGUCAAGACCUUUGGUUCUCGAUAACUUCAGAUUCGCCUCAAUCACUGCUUCCCUUAUCGGUGUAAUCUUCCUUGGAGCAAACUUCAUACCUAGCAUUUGGGAUGCUUUCCAGUUCACCGGAGCAACCGCCGCAGUCUGUAUAGGAUUCAUCUUUCCAGCUGCGAUUACUCUCAAGGACCGCUACAACAUAGCGACAAGAUCAGACAAGAUUCUAUGCGUCGUUAUGAUAGUCCUCGCUGUGGCCUCAAAUGUUGUGGCUAUAUACAGCAACGCAUUUGGAUUGAUCACGAAGAGCAAGACUUCGCGCGAAUGAUGGGUCACGGUUCUUGAUAAAAGGAACUGAAUUGGCCGGGUGUCAGUCAGAAAAUCAGGGUUUUCUGAGAGUCUCAUGAGUCGUCGUCGAUUUUGAAUAAACAUUAGAAGCUACUUCCCUGUGUACAAAUUUGCUUCGAAAAGUGUCGAGGCCCGCAACAAGUAUUCGGCCUAGUUUGUAAUUUGCGAAUUCGGUUAUAGUUGUUAUGAAUUUUUGAGUAAUAAAUACUCUCUUACCCUGAUUUGUUUUAAAAAUGUAAUAGAACUUUUUUCCUGGCAUCUGUAUGUAUUGUAUUGUAUUGAGUGAAGGAGUGGACUAUGUAAGAAAGGUAUAGUAGUUCUUGAAUUGGACAAGAGAAAAUUUCUAUUGCUCCUC
Vicia villosa (hairy vetch) is the source of this 2184-nucleotide messenger RNA. RefSeq names its product amino acid transporter AVT6A-like. Gene Ontology annotation, biological process: amino acid transmembrane transport. The transcript has 6 exons. NCBI's taxonomy places the organism in Eukaryota, Viridiplantae, Streptophyta, Magnoliopsida, Fabales, Fabaceae. The record is from RefSeq and is a predicted model, not a curated record. Gene Ontology annotation, molecular function: amino acid transmembrane transporter activity. Bases 409 to 1809 code for a protein of 466 amino acids.